CUGUCAGAAGCAAUCUCUAUAUUGGAUGAGGUACAUCAUGGGCCAAACAAAGAGGGUACUCCAUCUUCUCACAUGUUACCUAUUGCGUAUUGCUUGAGGGCUUUCUGUACCCAGGAAGCUGAGCCAAACUCGAAGAAAGUUUUUCAAGAUAUUAGAACUUCACUAAAUCUCUGGCUGAGGAUUCUUAGCCUAGAUGAUAGUGGGGACAGUCUACCAACAGAGAACAUAAUUCCGUUACUGUAUAAUAUGAUUGAUUUGAUGUCAGUGAAGGGAUGUACAGAGCUCCAUCAUCAUAUAUACCAGCUGAUUUUCAGAUUGUUUAAGUGGAAGAAUGUCAAAUUGGAGGUCUGCCUUGCAAUGCUGUGGGAAUGUAGAAGGCUUAGUCAUGCCUUAUGCCUUUCCCCCAUAAGUGAUACCUUUAUCCGUACCUUAUCAGAGAAUUGUGGUGACAAAUCUACAUGCAUUAAUUUCUGGAUAGAUUGCUUGAAAGAUUCAAAAGCAAAGUUAAUUGGGUUCCAGCAGAACUUCCAUGAUUUACAUAAUAAUUACUUGCGUGCCUCCAAUAAAGAUGAAGGCCCCUUUCAAUCAGACAUCACAACUGAUGAUAUUAAAGAUGCAGCUUCAGAACUCAUUUCAAGUGCUUCACUCUCUGGUACUUCAUCUUUUGUAGCUGCAUAUCUCUAUUAUGAUCUCUGUGAAAGGCUCAUAUCAUUUGGAAAACUUUCUGAGGCUCUUUCAUAUGCAAAAGAAGCAUAUAGGAUACGGACUCUUAUAUUUCACCAGAAAUUUAAGUAUUCAGCUGAGAAGCAGUUCGAAAAACACAACGACGCUGGAAAAAUAUCAAAGAUACGGACUUUUGGCAUAAAAAACUUCCAAGUCUACGGAUGGGUAGCAACUGAGUUUUGGCCAUGUGGAAAUUUUCUCUGGGACGUCAAUUGCUGCUACCUAAGUCCUUGGAGUGUACUCCAAUGUUAUUUGGAAAGCACCCUUCAGGUUGGAAUUCUUAAUGAUCUAAUAGGGAAUGGACUGGAGGCAGAAACCAGUCUAUCAUGGGGAAAAGCCAUUUCAUGCUCGCAAAGUCUAUUCCCUUUUUCAGUUGCAUUUUCUUCUGCCUUAGGAAAUCUUUACCACAAAAAGCAGUGUCUGGGUCUGGCAGAAAAGGAACUCCAAAAUGCAAAGGAGAUAUUAAUUGCUAAUCAGCGAGAUUUUUCGUGCGUCAAGUGCAAACUGAAGUUGGAAGUUACAUUGGAUAAACAACUUGGAGACAUAUCUCGGAAAAAAAUUGAUAGAGCUUCCCAGACAGAUGGCUUCUUGCAUGCUGAAAGCUUGUUUAGUACUGCCCUGGGAAAAGUCUGUUGCUCAGCAUGGAAAAGCUGCAUCAGAUCACAUGGGGAAGAAAUUGCUGAGGAAAUAGUGAUUGAUAGAAAUGGAGGGGAAGUUUUAGGACAUAAAUUAAGUAAAACAAAACUCAAUAUAAAGGAGCCAACAGGAAACAGAGCCUCCAGAAGGGGUCGAAGAGCUAUCCCAACUUGUUUGUCAAAGGACAAGGAUUUGAUAUCUGAGCCAACGUCAAGGUUGACUCGAUCUAUGCGUCAGUCACUUAAAGAGCAAUGCCAAAACCUUUCCAAUGUGCCUGAAGUUAUGUCAAAUAACUCUAAUUUCUGUGAUAGAUCUGAUGGUACUAGGGGUGAAAGGGUGUUCUUGGACACAAAAAAUGCAGUCCUUGGCUUUUGCAUUUGCUACAAAGAAAAAUGUCAGCAGUGCCUCUCCGAAGAGGCAACAGGAUCUGGGUCUCUCAACAAUUUAGUUAGUUUGAAAUGGGAACUCUGCCAUAGGAAGCUUGCGUCCUCAAUACUUGUUAGCCUUGGAAAAUGUUUGGCAGACUCUGGUAGAGUUCAUCUAGCUCAUGAGGCUUUACUGCAUAGUAUCUCUGUUUUAUUUAAAAGCAACUGGUCCAGCCACAACCAGCCUUCUGUCAGUCAGCUGCUGGAGUUUAUUAGGAAAGAAGUUGCAAGAGAUGUAUUCGCUGUUGAUCGUGCAGUAAUACUAUACAACUUGUGCUGGUUGAAUUUGCGGAAUUACCACUGCAGGGAGAGUAGGUCUAUUUGCUGUGAUCUGUCUCAUAUUCCUUUCACAAAACUGGUGUCAUGGUUAAUGUUAGCAUUUGUACUCAGCAGAGAGGUUCCAAUAUUAUUUCAAAAGGUUUCAAGAUUGCUUGCCUCUUUAUAUCUGCUUUCUUCAUCGAGUGCUGAAUUCUCAUUCGAAUAUGAUGGAAAUGAGCUAUCAGCAAGUCAUUGGGUCUCAUUUUUCCAUCAAGCCUCGCUUGGUACCCAUAUCAGUUACCAUUUCAUUUCAAGUCUGAGCGGAAAACACAAAUCACGGUGCCUCUCAAAUAAAGAGUGCACAGAGGCUACUUGCUCGAGCUGCAUGGUUCCUGAGGAUUUGGACUUACCCAGGCUUGCUCCUGAGCGUACUGAAGAUCUUGUACAAUUUGCUAGAGAAUUUUUCAUCAAUCUUCCAAGCUCUACAAUCAUCUGCAUUAGUUUGCUUGGAGGUGCUUUAAACCAACUGUUACAGGAGCUAAUGCACAUUCGUUCACCUGUUUGUGCCUGGGUGCUCAUAUCACGCCUAAACCCAGAAAGCCAACCGGUUGCCACACUUCUACCUGUAGAUUCGAUUUUAGAAGACAUGUCAGAUGACAGUGCAAAUCUUAGCUCUACGAAAGCGACUCAAGUCGAGAGUUUAAAAGGGCCCUGGCUUUGUCCAUGGGGUGCCACCGUGGUUGAUGAGGUAGCUCCAGCAUUUAAAUCAAUAUUGGAGGAAAGCUACGCAUCAUCUUCUACUCCUAGAGAAGACACAACAGAGAGUAGAUGUCUGUGGUGGAAAAAGAGAAAGAAACUUGAUCAUCGCCUGGGAAUAUUUCUAAGGAAUCUAGAAGCUUCCUGGCUGGGUCCCUGGAGGUGUCUGCUUCUUGGAGAAUGGUCGAACUACAAAUUGCCUGACUCAGUGCAGAAAAAGCUGGUAAAUAAUCUCAAGUCCAAGUGCAAAAUGGAAGUAAAUGAGAUGCUUUUGAAAGUUAUUCUUGGUGGUGGUACGGAAAACUUAAAAGGAGAAGCAUGUGUUGCUCAGCUUUCUUUAAGAAAUGGUUGCUAUGUGGGUAGAGGGGGAUAUCUUUACGAAGAAGAUAGCUGUAAAACUCCUACUGCUGCAUCUAAUAUAUCUGAAAGUAGACAUGAAUUGGCCUUAAAACUGAUCCAUGACGCAGCAGCCAAACUAGGGCAACAAGACGAACAUGAAAACAGAGAACCUAUCAUUCUUGUGUUAGAUCCCGAGGUUCAGAUGCUUCCUUGGGAGAAUAUUCCAAUACUAAGGAAACAAGAGGUGUACCGCAUGCCUUCUGUAGGUUGCAUAUCUGCUGUGCUAAAGAAGCGCAGUCUCCAAGGAGAGCCAGCAAGACCUCAUCUUGAUUCCUUCCCCCUUAUAGAUCCGCUAGAUUCAUUUUACUUGUUGAAUCCUGGUGGUGAUCUCCCCGAAACACAAGACAUGUUUGAGAGUUGGUUCAGAGAUCAAAACUUUGAGGGGAAAGCUGGAUCAGAACCAAGUGCUACAGAGUUGACAGAAGCAUUAGAAAAUCAUGAUCUCUUUCUUUACUUUGGUCAUGGAAGUGGAGCACAGUAUAUACCGAAGCGUGAAAUAGAGAAGCUAGAUAACUGUUCUGCAACUUUCUUAAUGGGAUGCAGUAGUGGUUCACUAUGGCUAAAAGGCAGUUACAUUCCAGAAGGCAUACCACUCUCAUAUCUCCUAGGUGGAUCUCCAGCCAUUGUGGCGACUUUAUGGGACGUAACAGACCGAGACAUUGAUCGGUUUGGGAAAGCGUUGUUGGAAGCAUGGUUGCAAGAGAGGUCAGAUUCCUCAUCAGAGGGUGGGUGUAGCCAGUGUGAGUCAUUAGCUAAUGAACUCGCAGCCAUGAAUCUAAAAGGAAACAACACCACCAAGAAGUCAAGGAAACCUUCUUCGCGGAACAAGCCAGCUCCAUCAAAUGUUGAUGAUGGGUCAGGGAAGAAGAUUGAGUGCAACCACAAGCAGAGACGUAAAAUCGGUUCAUUUAUAGCCGCAGCUCGAGAUGCGUGCACCUUGCAACACUUGAUUGGGGCUGCACCGGUCUGUUAUGGUGUACCAACAGGUAUCACAAGGAAAAAAGGAAUCGAUUCUCUUCUUCCUUCUUCAUCGUGUUAGUUUGGUUAGAGAGCAUUUCCUAAUAAGUCCAUUCUUAACUUGGAAUCCUCAUUGUCUGGUCAUAUAACGAUUUUGAGGGAUAUAUAUUUAGGAGUUAGGACUUUUAAAUCAUAGGAUCAUAUGACAACACAAGAGAAGAGAAGAAAAGAGACUCUAGAGAUAUAUGUAUUCAUCCCUUCUUUUAUAUAACAAAUUGUAAAAAGAAAUCACAUGGUGCACAUCCUUCGAAUUUUAUGUUAUAAAAGUGUUAGUAAUUUACGAUCAAUA
Messenger RNA from Camelina sativa (false flax), 4503 nucleotides. The record is from RefSeq and is a predicted model, not a curated record. NCBI's taxonomy places the organism in Eukaryota, Viridiplantae, Streptophyta, Magnoliopsida, Brassicales, Brassicaceae.